AUGAAGUUCUCCACCCUCAUUGCUGCUGCCUUUGGCGCCGUCGUCACUGCCGCCCCCGCCCCCGCCCUGGAGCCCGCUGCCCUCGAGGCGCGCAAGUCUUUCGACUUUGGCCAGCUCAACAACCUGGUCUUCAAGCAGUCCGACUUCAACUACCUUCUCAACAUCAACUCUCUGAACCUGAACCUCUUCCAGCAGCUGGGCCGCAACAACAACCUCAACGUCCUGCUCUUCCAGGACGUCUUCAACGUCAACAGCUUUGACCUCAACUCUCUACUCCAGUUCCAGCAGCUUCAGACCCUGCUGGCCAUUGCUGGAACCGGCGCUCUCAACGGCUUCGAUCUUGGCGGCCUGGCUCUUGGAAACCUCAACCUCGGCCUGGUCGGCGGCAUCGGCGGUGUUGACUUGCGUCAAUUCGUCAACUCGGCCUCAAUCCCCCAGAUUGAGACCAUCGCUAAGACGGUUUCCACCACCAUCAUCGCCUAA
Messenger RNA from Akanthomyces muscarius, 483 nucleotides. RefSeq lists its product as uncharacterized. The record is from RefSeq and is a predicted model, not a curated record. Bases 1 to 483 code for a protein of 160 amino acids. The transcript is spliced from 2 exons. Lineage: Eukaryota; Fungi; Ascomycota; Sordariomycetes; Hypocreales; Cordycipitaceae.